GGACAACUGGAAUGCGGAUAGCCCCUACCUAUUCCGCCGCCGCUGGACUCGCGGGCGACUGUACAUCUGUCACCCUUUGAUGUCGACACAGCGCAUACAUGUGUAAUUGUUAUGAAUGAAUGUUGUCCAAAUGUAAAUAAAGUUUAGUUUGUUAUUGUUCGUUUUAUCGUAACAAUGCGAUUUUAAUUCGUCGUCCGAAUUAUAUGUUUUAAUUUGUUUCUCGCACUAAUGACCGCAGUACGCGAGUUCGGCCACCACGUACGGGCGCGGGAUACAAAAGUGGCGACUUCGGGAGUGGUUAAUAUUGUGAAAAAAGAUAAUUAAUUAGCCACCGUGUCACCCACGGCGAAGCGGCGAAGAAUGAGUGAGGGUAGUGCUGGUCAGAUCCCGCCGCAAAAUGGGAACCAGCAGCCUCCGACGAACGUGCAGCAGCAGUUUCGACCGCCGCCGGUAGUGAAUGUGCCCCCUCCCAGUGCGAGUUUUGCUCCGCCCGGACAGAUGGACCCGUACUUACUGUGGUUCCAGCAGCAGCAGCAAAGUUAUGUUGCAGAGCUUUUCCGGCAGCAGCAGGAGGUGAUGCAGCAGCAGCAGCAAUCGUUCAUGGCCCAGCAGGAACAGUUGAUACGGAGCAUCCUGACGUCGAUCCAGGUGCAGGUUCCGUCGAAUCCGGAGGCGAUAUUGGACUCGCUCGCCAGCAAUAUAAAGGAGUUCCGAUACGAUCCGGAAAACAACGUUACGUUUGCUGUUUGGUACAGUCGGUAUGAGGACCUGUUCGAGAAGGAUGCCAGCCGAUUGGACGGUGAAGCGAAAGUGCGAUUGCUGAUGCGGAAGCUGGGGAUGUCGGAACACGAAAGGUACGUCAGUUUCGUUCUACCGAAAGCCCCGAAGGAGUUCGACUUUCCGAUGACGGUGAAGAAAUUGAGUGUUUUGUUCGGUGCAGCCGAGUCCGUCAUCAGUCGGCGAUAUCGUUGCCUGCAGAUUUCGAAGCAGCCGCAGGAGGACUACGUGUCGUACGCGUGCCGCAUCAACAAAUCAUGUGUGGAGUUCGAGUUGUCCAAGCUUUCGGAGGAGCAGUUCAAGUGCCUCGUGUUUGUGUGUGGACUGAAGUCGGACAAGGAUGCGGAAGUGCGGCUGCGGCUUUUGUCGAAGAUCGAGGAGCGGAACGAUGUGACGUUGGAGCAGCUUUCCGAAGAGUGUCAACGAUUGCUGAAUUUGCGACACGAUACGGCGAUGAUCGAGGAGCACUCGACCGCCGUGAAUGCCCUGAGGACGAAUCAGCAGCGGUUCAAGAGUGGAUCACCGUCGAAAUUCCACCAGUCGGGUGGGGAGAAAAGUGGUUCCGGAUCAAGUAGCGGCAAGGCAAGUCCGGAAAUAGCGUGCUGGCUCUGCGGAGGAAUGCACUACGCCAGAGAGUGCAGCUACAGGACCAGUAAGUGCAGCGAUUGUGGCAAGGUUGGCCAUAAAACUGGUUACUGUAGGAGUGCAGCGAAGGUCAAGCCCCGGCGAUGGAAGCAAAAUGUCGCAUCGACGAAAGUAGUGACCGUCAACUCGUGCAGUGUGCAGCAGCGUCGAAAGUACGUACCGGUCGGGAUCAACGGAUCGCCAGUGCGUCUGCAAAUCGACACCGGUUCAGACAUCACCAUCAUUUCUUCGGAAUCGUGGAGGAAGAUUGGCAGCCCUUCAAUGACCGUGUCGACGGUCGUAGCCAAGUCAGCGAGCGGUAGGCCCCUGCAGAUUGAAGGUGAGUUCACAUGCGAUCUUUCCAUUGAUGGACGAGUGAUGCGUGGCACGGUACGUGUUACGAAGGAGGACCUCCACCUACUGGGUUCCGACAUGAUCGAUGUUUUUGGAUUGUGGUCGGUUCCGUUGGACUCCAUUUGUAACCGUGUCAGCAGUACUCCAGCCAGCGUAAGUAAGCUGCAAGCCGAGUUCCCGCGAGUGUUCGCUGGUAGUCUCGGGCUCUGCAAGAAAACGAAGGUGCAGUUCCAGCUGAAGACCGGAGUGACCCCUGUGUUUCGGCCGAAGCGUCCGGUUGCGUACGCGAUGUACCAGGCAGUCGACAACGAGCUGGACCGAUUGGAACGUGCGAAGAUCAUCACACCGGUAGAUUUUUCGGAGUGGGCAGCUCCGAUUGUGGUGGUCCGUAAAGCGAAUGGGAAGAUCAGGAUCUGCGGAGACUAUUCGACGGGACUGAAUGAAGCGCUGCAACCUCAUCAGUAUCCGUUACCUCUACCGCAGGAUAUCUUCGCCAAUCUUGCAAACUGCACGGUCUUCAGUCAGAUUGACCUGACGGAUGCGUUUCUGCAAGUGGAGGUGGACGAAGGCUCUCGUAACCUCCUGACGAUCAACACGCAUCGUGGUCUGUACCGCUACAAUCGUCUUCCGCCGGGAGUGAAAGCUGCGCCCGGAGCAUUUCAACAGCUGAUCGAUACGAUGUUGGUCGGGUUGAAAGGAGUGAGCGGCUACCUGGACGACAUUGUUGUUGGCGGCGUCGACGAAGAAGAUCACAACAGGAAUCUUCGUGCGGUGCUGCAGCGGAUCCAGGAGUUCGGAUUCACCAUCCGAGCGGAAAAGUGUAGCUUCGGGAAGAGCCAAAUCCGCUAUCUGGGGCAUCUGUGCGAUCGGCACGGAAUACGGCCUGACCCGGCAAAAAUCGAAGCGAUCCAGAUGCUGCCUGCGCCGAAGGACGUCAGCGGAGUUCGUUCUUUUCUGGGCGCAAUAAACUAUUACGGAAAGUUCGUGCCCAACAUGCGCACGCUUCGGUUCCCGCUCGACGAGCUGCUGAAAGAGAAAGGAGAGUUCCGAUGGACUGCCGAGUGUCAGCGUUCCUUCGAACGGUUCAAGGAGAUCCUUGGUUCCGACCUUCUGUUGACCCACUACGAUCCGCGACGAGAGAUCAUCGUUUCGGCGGAUGCUUCAUCGAUCGGCGUCGGCGCAACUAUCAGCCAUAGGUUCCCCGACGGUUCAAUGAAGGUGGUUCAGCACGCGGCACGAGCGCUUACGAAGGCGGAGAUGGGCUACAGCCAGCCGGAUCGCGAAGGACUGGCAGUGGUGUUCGCUGUAACGAAAUUCCACAAGAUGAUUUUCGGCAGGAAGUUUCGUUUGCAGACCGACCACGCACCUUUGGUUCGGAUCUUCGGCUCACGGAAAGGUAUUCCGGUGUACACUGCGAACCGUCUUCAGCGCUGGGCGCUGACGUUGCUGUUGUACGACUUCACCAUCGAGUACGUGCAAACGGAGAAGUUCGGGAACGCCGAUGUCCUGUCGAGGCUGAUCAACAACCACGCCAAGCCUGACGAGGAUUACGUGAUUGCGAGCGUGAUUCUGGAGGAGGAUUUGCGGUUUGUGGCGGACGAAGCAGUAAGCUGUCUUCCGCUUAGUUUCAAGUCGGUGGAACAGGAGACGCAAUCCGAUGAACAGCUGCGCAAAGUGUACCGGUAUCUUCGAGAAGGCUGGCCGGAAGAGGCGAAGAUCGUGGAUCCGGAGAUACGCCGGCUCCAUGGAAGGCGAGAUUCGCUGUGCACCGUUGGGAAGUGCAUCAUGUUCGGAGAAUGCUUGGUGAUUCCCGAGAAGCAUCGGCAGCGGUGUCUGCGGCAGCUGCACCGGGGACACCCCGGAAUCCUACGAAUGAAGGCGUUGGCGAGAAGUUAUGUGUAUUGGCCGUUGAUUGAUGAGGAGAUUGCCCAGUACGUGAAGGCAUGUAAGCACUGCGCUUCCGUAGCAAGGAGUCCACCGAAGGAAGCACCCGUUCCGUGGCCACGACCAACUGGCCCAUGGAAGCGAGUUCAUGUGGACUACGCCGGUCCCAUCGACGGAGUACACUACUUGCUGGCAGUCGACGCGCAUUCGAAGUGGCCGGAAGUGGUGCCAACACAACGGAUCACUUCCACAGCCACAAUCAGCAUCCUACGAAGCAUCUUUGCCCGGCUGGGAAUGCCUGAAACGCUCGUCAGCGACAACGGGACGCAGUUCACGAGCAGCGAGUUCCAGCAGUUCUGCAGCGACAGUGGCAUCGAUCACGUCACCACGGCACCGUUUCAUCCACAGUCGAACGGUCAGGCUGAAAGGUUCGUGGACACGUUCAAGAGGGCGCUGAAGAAGAUCCAGGAGGGGAAGGUCGGCGUUGGAGAAGCGUUGGAUGUUUUCCUGUUAACCUACCGCACAACACCGAAUCGACAGGUCGACGAAGGUAAAUCACCGUCCGAAGCAAUGUUCGGCCGGCGCAUCAGAACAAGUCUGGACCUGCUUCGCCCUCCACCAGAGCGACCACCGAGUGACGAAAAGGAAGGAAACCGAAGGAGCUUCUCUGCACACGAUGCCGUUUAUGCGAAGGUGUACAGCAACAACAAGUGGCGCUGGGCACCUGGAACGGUGUGUGAGAAGAUCGGCAAGGUGAUGUACACCGUCUGGGUUGAGGAUCAGCGGAUGGUUCGAGCGCAUGUUAACCAGAUGCGCAGUCGUGGCGGUACUACACCAGGUAGCAGCAGGCCGCAGUCAGCACUGCCUCUAGACGUUCUGCUGGAUGCGUGGAGCAUUCCGAGAACUGCGCCGCCAGUACCAACACCAUCUUUGUUCCCGACGGACCCCACGGACUCGUCAAGAGAGUUCCCACCGUUGCCACCUGUGCCGUCUGCGUCCUCGUCGGUGUCUACGUCCAUGUCCUCGUCAUCAUCGUCAUCUAUGUCUGCUACGUCAGCAUCCCCGGAGUUCGCAUCGGCAGAUAGCGAACCAGUUACUCCGGUACAGCUUCCACGAAGGUCUUCCAGAGCUCGAAGGCCUCCGCAGUGGUUCGACCCGUACCAUCUCUAUUGAGAAGGGGGGAUGUUGGGGACAACUGGAAUGCGGAUAGCCCCUACCUAUUCCGCCGCCGCUGGACUCGCGGGCGACUGUACAUCUGUCACCCUUUGAUGUCGACACAGCGCAUACAUGUGCAAUUGUUAUGAAUGAAUGUUGUCCAAAUGUAAAUAAAGUUUAGUUUGUUAUUGUUCGUUUUAUCGUAACAACGCGAUUUUAAUUCGUCGUCCGAAUUAUAUGUUUUAAUUUGUUUCUCGCGCUAAUGACCGCAGUACGCGAGUUCGGCCACCACGUACGGGCGCGGGAUACAAAAGUUACUUACACCCGUUUUCAU
Molecule: messenger RNA, 5128 nt
Organism: Aedes albopictus (Asian tiger mosquito)
Lineage: Eukaryota; Metazoa; Arthropoda; Insecta; Diptera; Culicidae
Exons: 1
Coding region: 361-4812 (1483 amino acids)
Biological process (GO): DNA integration; proteolysis
Molecular function (GO): nucleic acid binding; aspartic-type endopeptidase activity
Source: RefSeq, a predicted model, not a curated record